AUGAAUUUUAUGGUGUGCCUCCUUGUCCUUGCUGCAGGCGCCGUUUCUGCGGUCGAUCCCCACAAACGCGGCCUAGAUGACGAGCUGAUCUACGAAGCUGAAGGUGAUGGAAAAGCAGAAGAGAGCCACGACCUGACCGCAACGAGCUACAUCUCAGGUACUUUUGGCAGCCCUCACAAGAAUGUGAAGACAGUUGUCCUCACUAAGGAGAUCAAGGUCCCUGUUCCUCAGCCAUACCCAGUCACUGUUGAGAAGAACGUGCCCUACCCUGUCAAGGUACCUGUGGAAGUUAAGGUGGAGAAACCCGUCCCCGUGCCUGUUGAGAAACCUUAUCCUGUUUACGUAGAAAAGAAAGUGCCUUACCCAGUGGAAAAACACGUCCCAUACGCUGUAGAGGUUCCUGUCAAGGUGCCUGUCCCUGUUCCUCAUGCAGUGCAUGUUCCGAGGCCAUAUCCUGUUCACGUCCCUAAACCCGUUCUCGUCCCUCACCCCGUCUACUUCGAGAAGAAAGUCCCGGUAUACAUCAAGAAGGAAGAGAACAGUGGGGAGUCGGAGAGCGCUGAGAGCUACAGCAGCUUCAGUGCCGGGGAAGAGCACUACUGA
Messenger RNA from Cryptotermes secundus, 603 nucleotides. RefSeq names its product anther-specific proline-rich protein APG. The transcript has 2 exons. The coding region runs from base 1 to 603 and encodes 200 amino acids. NCBI's taxonomy places the organism in Eukaryota, Metazoa, Arthropoda, Insecta, Blattodea, Kalotermitidae. The record is from RefSeq and is a predicted model, not a curated record.